AUGACUACAACAAGUUCAAUUCCAAGUGAUUAUCAAAAUGCAAAUCCAUUACUUUAUACAUUUCGUGAUGACAACACGGGAAUUCAACCGUUUUUUGUUAUUGCCGCACAGUUCUUAGUUUUUGAUUUUACAUUACGAUUUUGGGACAAAGCCGUUUAUGACACAUGGCAACUACCAAGUGAAUUAGUCGAAAUUGAAUACAUCAGACCAAAUCCGCCAAGACCUCCUACUCCAAUAAUUCAUCCAGAACCAUACGUAAACGAAGAACCUGACGAUAUUUCCUUUUAUAUUCUUUUACCAUUUAAAAAUCUUUUAACUACAAAAUCUAAUACAUCGGAUAGUAAAUUCAAAGUUAAAGUUAACAAAAAAGCCAAACUGAUGACAUUUGAUUUAUAUGAUUUGCUUUUCUCGGCUAUACCAUUAUUCGCUCAUACAGUUUGGUUUUGUAUUAUUCAAGGAAACUGUAUGUCUGGUGAAUUUGCGACCACAUGGCAUUGUUAUAAUAUAUUUGGUUAUCGAAUUUACAAUUAUUUAUUCACUCCAUUUACAAGUUUAGCUCAUACAUUUCUUACGAAAUUGUUUUUCUACGCUCGGAUAGGCAUCACUGUUGCUGGUGGUCAUGGAUCAGGCAAUGCUACCAAUCAACUCAAUGCUCCUAGAGGUCUUUUCAUCGAUGAGAAUCGAACUAUGUUUAUAGCUGACGAAAGCAACCAUCGUAUUGUUCAAUGGAAGUUGGGUGAUGAGAAUGGAAAAGUGGUGGCUGGCGGUAAUGGUAAAGGAAAACUAUUGAAUCAAUUCGAUUCUCCAUCUAGUGUAGUGAUUGAUAGUGUGACGAAUAGUCUCAUUAUUUGCGAUUCUAAGAAUCGACGAAUCAUACAAUGGUAUCAUCGUAAUGACACCAAACAAGGAAAAAUUUACAUUGACAAUAUUCGAUGUACGGAUAUGACCAUCGAUAAUGAUGGCGGUCUUUACAUUAUUGAUCUCGACAAACAUGAAGUUAGACGAUAUGAAAUGAAAGGUACUAUUGUAACUAGUGUGGCUGGUGGCCAUGGAGAAGGCUCUAGUCUUAAUCAGCUCCGCUUUCCUUCUUUCAUUUUUGUCGAUCAACAACAUAAUGUAUAUGUAGCAGACAAUGGUAAUCAUCGUGUUUUGAAGUGGAAUAAAGAUGCAACAGAAGGUAUCAUUGUGGCUGGGUACUAUGAUCGCGGAAAUGAUUUAGAACAACUUUAUAAUCCCAAUGGAUUGUUCGUUGAUACUAAUGGCACAUUGUAUGUAGCGGACGAUCUCAACCAUCGAGUGAUGCGUUGGUUUCCAGGAGCACAAGAAGGUGCUGUUGUUGUCGGUGGACUUGGUCCUGGAUCAACACCACGUCAGUUUAAUGGUCUAAAUGAUUUAGUCUUUGAUCAUCAUGGCCAACUUUAUGUUAUCGACCGUGGAAACGAUCGAAUACAAAAUUUUGUAAUUCGAUAG
This is a messenger RNA of Adineta ricciae, 1470 nucleotides long. The record is from the annotation of a GenBank genome assembly. NCBI's taxonomy places the organism in Eukaryota, Metazoa, Rotifera, Eurotatoria, Adinetida, Adinetidae.